UACGCCGGCUCCGCGCCGCGGUGUUCGACGGGACUUCGGCGGAGAGCGACCUCGGGGUUAAGGGGUGGGGCUGACGUCAGGAACCAAGAUGGCGGCGGUGGUCGCGGUCUCCUUGAGGCGCCGGUUCCCGGCCACAGCCCUCGGCGGAGCGUGCCUGCAGGCCUGCCGAGGGGCCCAGACAGCUGCAGCCGCAGCUCCUCGAAUCAAGAAAUUUGCCAUCUACCGAUGGGACCCAGACAAGACCGGAGAUAAACCUCGCAUGCAGACUUAUGAAGUUGAUCUGAAUAAGUGUGGUCCCAUGGUAUUGGAUGCUUUAAUCAAGAUUAAGAAUGAAAUCGAUUCCACCUUGACCUUCCGAAGGUCAUGCAGAGAAGGUAUCUGUGGCUCUUGUGCAAUGAACAUCAACGGAGGCAACACUCUGGCUUGCACCCGGAGGAUCGACACCAACCUCAACAAAGUCUCAAAGAUCUACCCUCUCCCGCACAUGUAUGUGAUCAAGGACCUCGUUCCCGAUUUGAGCAACUUCUAUGCACAGUACAAAUCCAUCGAGCCCUAUUUGAAGAAGAAGGAUGAGUCCCAGGAAGGCAAGCAGCAGUAUCUGCAGUCCAUAGAAGAUCGUGAGAAACUGGACGGGCUGUACGAGUGCAUCCUCUGUGCCUGCUGCAGCACCAGCUGCCCCAGCUACUGGUGGAACGGAGACAAGUACCUGGGGCCCGCAGUCCUCAUGCAGGCCUACCGCUGGAUGAUCGACUCCAGAGAUGACUUCACGGAGGAGCGCCUGGCCAGGUUGCAGGACCCCUUCUCCCUGUACCGCUGCCACACCAUCAUGAACUGCACAAGGACCUGUCCCAAGGGUCUGAAUCCCGGCAAAGCUAUUGCCGAAAUCAAGAAGAUGAUGGCCACGUAUAAGGAGAAGAGGGCCGUGGCCUAGCCCUCCUGCUGAGCUUGGCUUCUGAGCAGCUCAGAGCCGAACCGGGCUUGCAUCUAAUUUGAAUUCCUUCAAAGGUCUUGAUUUUCCAUGAAUACAGCAUGUUUAAUAAAAGUUCUAAGAAAUAAAUAUUAUUCUACUUUAUUAA
This is a messenger RNA of Sciurus carolinensis (gray squirrel), 1076 nucleotides long. RefSeq names its product succinate dehydrogenase complex iron sulfur subunit B (gene Sdhb). Gene Ontology annotation, biological process: respiratory electron transport chain; aerobic respiration; tricarboxylic acid cycle. The record is from RefSeq and is a predicted model, not a curated record. NCBI's taxonomy places the organism in Eukaryota, Metazoa, Chordata, Mammalia, Rodentia, Sciuridae. Bases 89 to 931 code for a protein of 280 amino acids. Gene Ontology annotation, molecular function: electron transfer activity; 2 iron, 2 sulfur cluster binding. Gene Ontology annotation, cellular component: mitochondrial membrane. The transcript is spliced from 8 exons.